GCCCGGGCGGCUCGGCCGGGAGGAGGGCAGGGCGGUGCCGCCUAAUCCUCAGGCCCUCUCCCGGAGCGCCGCUGGGGGUGGAACCGCGAUCAGCCGAGCCCUGGGGCUCUGGCCUCCGCGACGUUCAGCUGCCCCACCGGAGGUAAAGAAGAUUUGAGUUUGCAGUCCUCAGCUGGGAACGGCUUUGUGUUUUGGCCCUUUUUUGCCCAGGCGGCUUAGACAGAGUAGUUCAUGGCAAAUCUUAUAAUUAAGCAUGGAAUAUGGAAAACAAAACACUUCAGCUGGUACUUUAGUCUUAUGUGAAAUUCUACAGGCAUGUGUCUUAUAAGCAGUAUAUAGCAGAAUUUUAAGCCAGUCUGAGAGUCUCUGUUUUUCAGUAGAAAUUGCAAGCAUUAUUUUGACUGCUACUUGCUAUCAAAUGCUCAGUUGGUGAAAUUGGAGGUCUUUCACUCAGAAGAGAAAAACCAGGAAAGAAGUGCAGAGAUGAAGAAACUGGGGCUUCCAGAGAGAAAUAACAUGCCCCGAGCUUGCCCUGGUUGGUAAAGAACAGAGUUGGAUUUGGACUCUAGUCUUCACCUUUGGAGCCACCUGUGUUGUUUCUCUGGGAACUGGCUGGGUGAUGGCAUACUAAGCGGAUCUUUGAUAAAUCUUCCAGAACCCGAGGCUUGCAUGCUUCUGAGCGUCUGUGAAUGGCCCCGGCACUCCUGACCACUCUUCCGGCUAGGAUGUCACUCAGAUCCCUGAAAUGGAGCCUCCUCCUGCUGUCGCUGCUGAGUUUCCUGGUGAUGUGGUACCUCAGCCUGCCGCAUUACAAUGUGAUAGAGCGUGUGAACUGGAUGUACUUCUAUGAGUAUGAGCCCAUUUACAGACAAGACUUCCGCUUCACACUGCGAGAGCAUUCCAACUGCUCUCAUCAAAACCCAUUUCUUGUCAUCCUGGUGACGUCACACCCCUCAGAUGUGAAAGCCAGGCAGGCCAUUAGAGUUACCUGGGGUGAAAAGAAGUCUUGGUGGGGAUAUGAAGUUCUUACAUUUUUCUUAUUAGGCCAACAGGCUGAAAAGGAAGACAAAGUGUUAGCAUUAUCCUUAGAGGAUGAACACCUCCUUUAUGGGGACAUAAUACGACAGGAUUUUUUAGACACAUACAAUAAUCUGACCUUGAAAACCAUAAUGGCGUUUAGGUGGGUAACUGAGUUUUGCCCCAACGCCAGGUAUAUCAUGAAGACAGACACUGAUGUUUUCGUCAAUACUGGCAAUUUAGUGAAGUAUCUUUUAAAUUUAAACCACUCAGAGAAGUUUUUCACAGGUUAUCCUCUAAUUGAUAAUUAUUCCUAUAGAGGAUUUUACCAGAAAACCCAUAUUUCAUACCAGGAAUAUCCCUUCAAGGUGUUCCCGCCUUACUGCAGUGGGUUGGGUUAUAUAAUGUCCAGAGAUUUGGUGCCGAGAAUCUAUGAAAUGAUGAGUCACGUAAAACCCAUCAAGUUUGAAGAUGUUUAUGUUGGGAUCUGUUUGAAUUUAUUAAAAGUGGACAUUCAUAUUCCAGAAGACACCAACCUUUUCUUUUUAUAUAGGAUCCAUUUGGAUGUCUGUCAGCUCAGGCGUGUGAUUGCAGCCCAUGGCUUUUCUUCCAAGGAAAUCAUCACAUUUUGGCAGGUUAUGCUAAGGAACACCACGUGUCAUUAUUAAUUUGACAUUCUACCCAAGCCUAGAGAAGGGAGGGAUACUUUGUGGAAAGUGUUAACGUUAGACUAUGAAAUCGCCAAUGAAAAACCCAUGAGAAGGUCACUGUGUGGCUUACACAAAGCUGAAACUCAUGUAGAGCCUAUAGACUGGAGACUGGAGGGUUGCACUUGGCCUGUGGUUUAUUAUGACAACAAUCAAGUCAAGCCUUUUAAAAGUGAUAUUCAGAGGAAUUAAAAUCUUAUAAAGGAAUGGGAAGUUUUUUUUAAAUAAAACUAAUAGGGCCAAACAGUUUGAACAUGUCAUUCUACAGACUAGAGCUUCUUAAAUGGGUUUCAUUGAAUUAUAAGCUCAUUUAUCCAUAACAACAAAACAGUGUGCAGUAUUAUUCAUGAGGCAUCUAGUCAGUUCAGGGUUUUGUGUAUAUCUUCAUAGAUUACUAGUUUUUUUAAAUACACAGUUCUGUGUAAAAGAAACUGAAGUUAUUUCUGAACAAAGUUUAAUCUGUUUUUGGUCAUUUGGAAGAUAUUUCAAGAUGUUGCAGUAUUAAAGAGUUAUUAAUUAUUAUUUAAUAAUACUUAGAGUUUUACACUUUAUGGAUGUUUGAAUGUUUUGGUUUCAAUACUGCAUAAACAGAAUAAACUUUUUUUCCAGUUACUUCAGUGAUGAAUUUAUGGUGAAUAGCUCCGUUAAUGUGUUCUCAUUAUUGUAUAUCAAUAAUCUCUUGGACUUUGAUAAAUAUUUCAUUGUGGUAAUGUAGAGAAGAAUUAAAGCAAGAAUAAGAAAAUUAUUGUCUUGUUUUUAAAAACAUAAUCCCUGGUAUUUUUAGAUGCCACUUCAUUUGUCUCAUUUUUCUGCCUGGAAAUUUGGAGUAAUAUAGAAUGCCAGGUAGCAUGUUUCCUUUCAGAAAGGACUCUGAAGCCAAAAAAGAACGAACGAACAUGAUGGCCAGAAUAUCAUGAAAAGGAGUAUCGUAUUUCAGUGCUUGAGUUGGAAAGAGAAGACUAAUUGAGUUGCAGUUAACUGUUCCAUGUUUUUUUCAUUAACAAUCAGUUUGAGAAUAAAAAAGAAUAAAGAAAAAAA
This is a messenger RNA of Cervus elaphus (red deer), 2762 nucleotides long. RefSeq names its product beta-1,3-N-acetylgalactosaminyltransferase 1 (globoside blood group) (gene B3GALNT1). Gene Ontology annotation, cellular component: membrane. The record is from RefSeq and is a predicted model, not a curated record. Bases 690 to 1685 code for a protein of 331 amino acids. The transcript is spliced from 8 exons. Gene Ontology annotation, molecular function: N-acetyl-beta-D-glucosaminide beta-(1,3)-galactosyltransferase activity. NCBI's taxonomy places the organism in Eukaryota, Metazoa, Chordata, Mammalia, Artiodactyla, Cervidae.